CGCCGCCGCCGCAGCUCAAAAAUUCCCCACCAGAAACCCUCGCCGCCUCGAACCUCCAGGCCGCCGCCCGCAUCGGCGCUGCCGGACGAGCUUUCUGGAGGAGAUUUUCCUCCUCCUACCGCCGGACGAGGCUGAGCACCUCUUGCGCGCCUCCCUCGCCAACAAGUUCUGGCUUGGCCUCCUCUCCGGCGCUCGCUUUCGCGGCCGCUACCGUGAGUUCCAUGGAGCUCCCCCCAUGCUGGGCUUCCUUUAUUCCUGCCACUGGAACUCCCGCCCGAAGAUGAAAGAUAAUAUCCCACACUUUGUCCCCACCACGAAAUUUCGUGCGUGCAUUCCCGACGAUGACUGGGGGGACUGGGAAUAUGAUGCGUGGGACUGCCGCCAUGGUCGUGUUCUCCUUGGCGAUGCAGGCUAUAAACCCAUGACGCUCGUCGUUUGGGACCCCAUGACGGGCUGCCGGAGGGAGCUGGAUGCGCCCGUCCUGGUGGACAAUAGCUAUGGGGCAGCGGUGCUCUGCGCUGCGAGUGGCUGUGACCACAGUACGUGCCACGCAGGGCCCUUCCAGGUCGUCUUCAUCGCUCUGAACAAGACUGAUGCUCAUCAUUGUGUUGCACAGGCGUGGGUGACCUUGCCGGUGACAGGUGACCACAGCAACCCCAUUUUGUUGAGCAUAUACCGUUCUCAUUUUGAUAAGUGGAGCAAUCCAUGCUCCGGCCUUCAUCUUGACUCCGAUGUGUACAUCCACGAAGCGCCUCCUGUCUUCAUCCAAGACACACUUCACUUCAAGCUUUGUAGCUGCGUCGAUGAUCGCCUAGUCGGAAUUCUCAUGUACGACAUAAGCACUAAUUGCUUAUCAUUGAUUGAUAUGCCGCUUGCGGGGUCUAUCAUUGCUGAUGAUGUUAUCCUCAUGGUGAUGGAGGAUGACAGUUUGGGGUUUGCGCAUGUGGGUGGGUUAAUCCUCAAUCUGUGGUCAAGGCACAUGGGUUCUGACGGAGUUGCAUCAUGGACUCAGCGUACAGUCAUCAAUAUCAACGACAUCCUUCCCAUUCGAAAUCCAAAGAAAAGACUUAGGCUGAUUGGAUCUGUGGAAGGCACCGAUAUCAUUUUCGUGACCACGGAUCUUGGCAUCUACAAGAUUAAUCUGAAGUCACUACAGUGGAAGGAGAGAAAAGUUUCAGGUUUUCAUCCCAUACACGAGUUUCUACAAUUCACAAGAAAGGGUGACCCCCAGUGACGCGGCGCAUUAAGAAUGUCUGGUUGAAUAUGUACGAGGCUACACUCAUCAACAAGAUAUGUGACAAACUUGGAGGCAACAUGGGUAUCGCGAAGUCCUGAUGAAUUAUGUCAUCAUUCAGUAACCCUUUUGGUGCAGCGGUGCUUGCUUGUUUUCUCAUGUUGUUGGUAGCUUUUGUCAGUUAGCUCGAUAAUCUCCCGUGUUAGUGGCCGAGUGAAUUGAUUCUUUGUAAUGAACCUCUAAUUUGAUGUACCCUGUUGUAGAAUUUACUUGAAAAAGCAUUUGCAGACAGUAACUUGGUAUUACCAUUUUAAAAACUCUACAGUUUGCCCUGUCCCA
Molecule: messenger RNA, 1573 nt
Organism: Aegilops tauschii subsp. strangulata
Lineage: Eukaryota; Viridiplantae; Streptophyta; Magnoliopsida; Poales; Poaceae
Source: RefSeq, a predicted model, not a curated record